AAUAACACUUCCAGCUACAAAAAAGACAUCCCAAAAGUUUUCUCUCUCUUCUCUAUAUUUUCUCUCUCACACACUGGUCUUCAAUCAAAGCUCAAAUUAAUCAAGAAGGAAAGGGAAAAUGGGAAGAGGGAAGAUUGUGAUCCGUAGGAUCGACAAUUCGACGAGUAGGCAAGUCACUUUCUCAAAGAGAAGAAGUGGGUUGUUGAAGAAGGCCAAGGAGCUUUCGAUUCUUUGUGAUGCACAAGUUGGAUUGAUUAUUUUCUCUAGCAGUGGAAAGCUCUAUGAUUUUGCCAGCACCAGCAUGAAAUCUUUAAUUGAAAGAUACAACAAAGCAAAAGAGGAGCAUUACCAACUGGUGAAUCCUACUUCAGAGAUCAAGUUCUGGAAAAAGGAAGCAGAAAGCCUGAGAAGACAGCUGCAGUACUUGCAAGAAAGUUACAGGAAACUUUUGGGAGAAGAACUUUCUGGAUUGGGAAUUAUAGAUCUACAAAAUCUGGAAAAUCAACUUGAAAUGAGUUUGAAAAGCAUCCGAAUGAAAAAGGUCAAGAGGGUUCUGCCUAAAAUAAUAGUUAAUUAGUAGUUCUGUGGCUUCUGACAUAUUAAGUAUAUGAAAAUUCACAAUAAUUGCCUUCCCUUGCAGGAGCAAAUUUUAAAAGAUGAAAUCGAAGAGUUAAACCACAAGGUCCUAUUGGAAACACAGUUAGAUAUUCCAAUUUUUGUAUUCCAUUCAUGUUUAAAUUCAGGAAUGUCUUAAUCAAACUUGUAGCAGGGAAAUCUCAUGCAUCAAGAAAACAUAGAGCUGUAUAAGAAGGUAAGCCUUGUCUCUCAAGAAAAUGCAGGCUUGCAGGUAAAGGUAUUGAAAGACUGACGAUUUUUACAAAUAAAAAAAGCACUAUUCUGGCAUAUUUGGCUACAUAGGCAAAAUAAUUUCCAGGCUGAACUUAAUAAUAAGUUUUGACCAGGUUUAUGGCUCAGGAGGUACAAACACAGCAAACAGGGUUCCACACAUAACACGUGGAAUCAGUCAUGGUUAUGAUUUACCCAUACCUGUCAAUUUGCAGCUAAGCCAGCCACAAAUAGAGAAGAAUGAUCCACCAGCAAAUGGAAUCAAACUGGGGUAAUUCUCUCUUCAAGAUAUCCACGUCUGAUGGGUAGCCAUUGCUCUCUAAGCCCACUUUUCUACUUUCUGUCCACAUUAACCCUGGUAACAUUAUAUUUCGUCGCUGUAACAGGUUACGACUACAUUAGUUAGCCAGAUGACAGCUCCAUACAUAUCGAUUCUGCUGAAAAAUUCAAAAGAAUAGGCUUCAAUCAAUAACAUUUCACAGUUGUGCAACAAGAUGAAUGUCGAAAAAGCAUCAAAACCACCCAAUUUUGGUUCGACAGAUGGAACACCUUUAGAAUCUUCAGAUAUGUACAGCCAUGUAAACUAGUACUAAUGCUGUGCAAAUGGUUUUCUCUAGCUGAAAUUUCUUUGGUUGUUAAUGCUUGUGAUUCUGGUACUUUUAACCGUUUGAUUUAAUAAAUAUGUCGAACCAUUUACUCUGGACA
This is a messenger RNA of Olea europaea var. sylvestris, 1551 nucleotides long. Its product is annotated as MADS-box transcription factor ANR1-like. Gene Ontology annotation, cellular component: nucleus. Gene Ontology annotation, biological process: positive regulation of transcription by RNA polymerase II. The record is from RefSeq and is a predicted model, not a curated record. Gene Ontology annotation, molecular function: protein dimerization activity; RNA polymerase II cis-regulatory region sequence-specific DNA binding; DNA-binding transcription factor activity, RNA polymerase II-specific. NCBI's taxonomy places the organism in Eukaryota, Viridiplantae, Streptophyta, Magnoliopsida, Lamiales, Oleaceae. The transcript is spliced from 5 exons. The coding region runs from base 119 to 577 and encodes 152 amino acids.